UAAUCUGUAAUAAUCUCAGACUUUCUUGAAGGCCAUUAGAGAAUCUGUGCUUGCUUCAAUAAUUGCUCAAAGUCACGCGAGAUGCAUGCACGCACGAACUAAGCUAAGAACUUAAACUUUGCUUGCUCUUUCUCUCUCUAAUUGCUCAAUUCUAAACUUUGCUUCCUCCCAGAGCAAUGCCAUGGCCACGAAUGGACUUGCGUGCCCUUCUCCUUCUUCACCUUCUAUAUAUGUAUAUCAAUUCCCAUCAAGAAAAUUAAUUAAUCAUAAAAGGGGAGAAGCAACGCACACUUGAAACAAAUCAAGAGCUCGAGAAAUGGCAAACAAUGGCAAGAAAGGAAAUAAAACUCCUUCAAAGGAAUCGCUAGAUCGUAUAAUCGAAAACUAUCCUCAAAUUCUCAACAAAGAGACCACUGAUGACGAUUUUUGUCAUAUUAUUUAUGAGAUCAUCGGAAAGCUUAAUGAGGAGAAAGGGGCGAUACAGAUCAAAUUGCCUAAAAGAGAUGAACUGAAGGAAAGGUUUGACAGCAUUACGAAAGGGAAUAAAAGUAAAACAUUGACAAAGGAUGAGUUCCGCAGAAUUGUGAAGGAAAUCAUCACGUUUGACAGUUUCACAGUGGGAAAGGGAGCCCUCGACGCCAUUGCCUUCUUGUUUGGAGCCCCAAUCGGUGCUCUCUUUGCCAAAAGAUUCAUCCCUGGAGGUGCAUCGGUUUCUGAUGACAUACUCAUCCCUGCAGUCACCUCCCUCACUGUCUUCCUCUUGGCCAAAACUAACCGGCUAUAAAAAAUUAUUUAUUCACUUGUUUAAUUUAUGGGUGGCUGCUAAAUUACUGUUAUGUUGUAUUUAAAGAAUAAAACUCGAGUUCUUUAUGAAUUCCAUGCUAUAUUACUUGUUUGGAGAAUCUUAUAUACCUUAAUUCCAAUA
Molecule: messenger RNA, 925 nt
Organism: Zingiber officinale
Lineage: Eukaryota; Viridiplantae; Streptophyta; Magnoliopsida; Zingiberales; Zingiberaceae
Exons: 4
Coding region: 317-784 (155 amino acids)
Source: RefSeq, a predicted model, not a curated record